CUUCUCGCCCAAGGCAACGAUCAGAAGCACAUACCAUACCUCCAACCGUCCUAUACAAUGUCGCAGGCCAUCUCGAAGCGGGAAAAGAAGCGGACGCAAGACCGCAACGCCCAGCGGGCCGCUCGCCAACGCACCAAGGAUCGUCUUGCGCUUCUCGAGCUCCAGGUCUCCCAGCUGCAAGGCGGUGCGGAUAAAGCGCUCUCCGAUGAACUCGAGCAAAUGCGCAAGGAGCGCUCCGAGCUCCGCACCUUGACUGACCAUUUGAUGGCCAUAGCUGGUGCAAUGAAGUCAACGUUGGGUUCGAGUGACGAUGCGCCUAUGCGACCACCACCCCACGAGGGAGAGAUCCCGAAUGCCGGUCUGAUCAGCCACAUCUUCCGCGAUUAUGAAUCGCUCAAAGCCGUUGGACCUACUCCGAUCUUGCCUCUUAGCGACACUCACAUUAUUGUGAGUGGGAUUUUAAACGGCUGGGACGGUCCGGUCAACGAAGACGAAAAACCCAUUCAGCGUCUGAUGGCUUAUUUGCAUCAGCGGUUCAUGCUCGAGCGACCACUGGCGAGGCCGAUGGACCAGCUCGGUCUGUUGUACCUGGUUCAGAUGGCUUUCUUGUACCUGCUCGCCCAGCACAAAGGCAACCGGUAUCAUCUCUCCCAGAUUCCUGGUUGGCUUCGUCCACUACCAGCGCAGAUGAAGUCUCCCCACAACAUCUCCAUCGACAUGCUCCCAUGGCCCCAGCUACGGGCGCACCUGCUUUCCAGCCAAGUGGAAUCUGCCGUGACAACCAACACCGAGCCGUGCGAAUCCUUCGCAUUGCAUGCACUUCGCAACGUCUACUUUUCCCCGCAAAUAAAUUUCGAAGAUGCCUAUAGCAUGGGGCCUGAUCGCAGACUGGCUGUCAGCCCACAAUUUCAACAGUACUUUGCUCCAGAUUCCAUCGCAUGUCCAUUUGCUGUUGAUUCGGAGUUUCUCCGCGAGUACCCGGACUUCCAUGGCAUCAUACCAGAGUUCAAAUCCCAAGAAAGGCCGAGGAACACAUUUCACGACGCUUCCUUUGAACUGUCCAGCCUCUCUCCGUUUAGCCAGCCACGUCUCACUAUGGAUGACUGCGCUGCCUCAGAAUCGGCUUUGACUUGGAAUAAAACUUCCCCUUUCGAGGACAAACAGCGUCCUACUACAGAAACUUUGGAUGUUUCCCGACACAAUAUUCAACCGUAUAUUGCUUCGCCGCUCGAGAAUAGGAACGCCCCGAAAGACACUGAUCAGCGUUACGAACAAGCAUGUCCAGAUGGGGACAUAGCGGAGAAUUUAUGCGGCACUGAGCUCAGCGAACAUUGGCACGAUUCUCUAGAUAUCAUAACCAGCGGAGAGUCUAGCGCAGAUUGGCUUCUCAGCUCAGCGGACUAUGUAGACGGUAAUGAUUUACUGGACUUCGAGGGUGGUUCUUGACACAUACAGGCAGUAACAGAAGGCCACGCUAACAUACAUCCUAACUACUUAUUCCUUUCUAGUGUUUCUGAAUACUGACACCACAUUAUAGUA
This is a messenger RNA of Aspergillus heteromorphus CBS 117.55, 1539 nucleotides long. RefSeq lists its product as uncharacterized. The transcript is spliced from 4 exons. The record is from RefSeq and is a predicted model, not a curated record. Gene Ontology annotation, molecular function: DNA-binding transcription factor activity. The coding region runs from base 58 to 1446 and encodes 462 amino acids. Lineage: Eukaryota; Fungi; Ascomycota; Eurotiomycetes; Eurotiales; Aspergillaceae. Gene Ontology annotation, biological process: regulation of DNA-templated transcription.